Trifolium pratense (red clover) is the source of this 1547-nucleotide messenger RNA. Its product is annotated as GDSL esterase/lipase At4g01130. The record is from RefSeq and is a predicted model, not a curated record. The transcript is spliced from 5 exons. Bases 268 to 1413 code for a protein of 381 amino acids. Lineage: Eukaryota; Viridiplantae; Streptophyta; Magnoliopsida; Fabales; Fabaceae. Gene Ontology annotation, molecular function: hydrolase activity, acting on ester bonds.
GAACAUGAUGAUAUAGGUGUUGAAACUUUAUAUAUAGUGCCACUGCAAUACCGACACACACAACCGUGUGAACCUUAUCUCAAACAAAACUUAUUUGUCUAAAACACUACGCAAUAUCUAUACUUACAAUACCUCCAACACCGUCCAAAAUGGUCACUUUUGUCAUGUGUUUGAUCCUUAACAAAUAUUGUAAAAUCAAUGUAAACAUGAAGUUUCCAUACUAGUAUAAUAUUGCUUCAUUUUUUAAGUGAUUUUAAGGUUUAAAAAAUGAGCUCAAAGACAUUUAUGAAUAUGUUGUUGUUCAUUUUCACGUUUGUGUUGCCUUGUUUGGUUGGUUUGAGUAAUGGUGAGUGUGAUUUCGAGGCUAUUUUCAACUUUGGGGAUUCAAAUUCAGAUACUGGUGGAUUUUAUGCAGCUUUUCCUGCUGAAACUGGACCUUAUGGAAUGACUUAUUUCAAUAAGCCAGCUGGUCGUGCUUCAGAUGGCAGAUUAGUUAUUGAUUUCAUUGCUCAAGCUAUUGGAAUUCCAUUUUUGAGUCCAUAUCUGCAAUCAAUAGGAUCUGAUUAUCGACAUGGGGCCAACUAUGCUACAUUGGCAUCCACUGUGCUUCUUCCUAAUACCUCUUUGUUUGUCUCUGGGAUCAGCCCUUUCUCUCUUGCUAUUCAGCUCAACCAAAUGAAACAAUUUGCAAAACAAGUCAAAGAAGCCGAUCAACAAGAUACCAAACUUCCUUCACCAGAUAUAUUUGGAAAAUCUCUGUAUACAUUCUAUAUCGGCCAAAAUGAUUUCACUUCCAAGUUAGCAGACAUUGGCACAGGUGGAGUACAAGAGUUUCUCCCUCAAGUUGUUUCACAAAUCGCUUCUACCAUUAAAGAGCUGUAUAAUCUUGGUGGAAGAACAUUUUUGGUGCUUAAUCUUGCACCAGUAGGGUGUUACCCUUCAUUCUUAGUAGAGCUUCCUCAUAAUAGUUCAGACCUUGAUGAAUUUGGAUGCAUGGUUUCUUACAACAAUGCUGUAGGUGAUUAUAACAACAUGUUGAAAGAGUCAUUGAAACAAACCAGAGAAAGUCUCUCAGAUGCUUCUGUCGUAUAUGUCGAUACCUCUAGUUUUCUGUUGGAGCUUUUUCAGCAUCCUACUUCUCAUGGUCUUGAAUAUGGUACAAAGGCAUGUUGUGGAUAUGGAGGGGGUGAGUACAACUUUGAUCCUAGAGUAUACUGUGGAAAUACAAAGGAGAUAGAUGGAAAAAGAGUGACAGCAACAGCAUGUGAUGAGCCUUACAAGUAUGUGAGUUGGGAUGGGAUACAUGCAACAGAAGCUGCAAACAAGCUUAUAACUUAUGCUAUUCUUAAUGGAACUUAUUCUGAUCCUCCUUUUCCAUUUCAACAACAUUGUGAUAUUCAACCUAUAGGUUGAUCCAUUUCCUUCAAGAAUUCAUGGCUGUUUCUUAUCAUAUCUUAGUUAAUUAAUUAAUAACAAUUGAUGGAUGUGAAACAAGGUUGGAGAUAUUACAAAAAUUUAAUCAGAAUAAGAAAUUUCUAACCGUACAA